AUGGAGGAGGCCGGGGGCGGUCAGGAGCUGCGGGUCGGCUCGCUGGUGCCGGUCCUGGUGGAGCAGAUGGUGAACGACACCCUGGUGGUGACCCUGAGCUGCGGGGAGAGGAGCUAUAGCGGGGUUCUGCUGGACUGCAGCAAGAGGUCCGGGUUGUUCUGUGUGCCACCAGUUCUUGCUCCAAAAAACGAAGACCCUUCCCCCAACAGUUCCUGUAACAGUAUUCCCGAAGAUGCCAGUUUUUCACACCCGUUAUCUGAUACCCCUCUUCAAGACACUGGUCUCCCCAUAACAAGUAACACUGAUCAAGUUCCUUCGCUACUACCACCUCCUGGAACUGCACCUUCUUAUCCUCCUUUCUUUGAAGAUGCCCCCUUUCCCCCUCCCUUAUGGCUGAGGCACUCCUACAAUCAGUGGGUGCCUCAACCUCCACCUCGUACUAUUAAAAGGACAAAAAGGCGAAUGACAAGGAACAGAGACCCUGGGCGGCUCAUAAUGAGCACGAUAAGGCUACGGCCUAGACAAGUCCUUUGUGAGAAAUGUAAAAACACAUUAAAUUCAGACGAACUUGCUAAAGACAAACAAAAUGCUAGGAGCAGCAGGAGGCUCCAAGUUGAGGACAGAGAACGACAUAAAGUGGAGUCUGACCCUGAAGAGCGAAAGUUGACGAGGGACAGGAAGGAGGAACAUGGUCCUUCCAGAGACUUGAUACAUAGGAGUCCUGUAAUAAAGAUCUCUUAUAGUACGCCGCAGGGUAAAGGUGAAGUGGUGAAGAUCCCUUCACGUAUACAUGGCUCCAUCGAGCCUUUUUGUCCACAUCAAACCCAAGGUAAUGGAAGCAGGGACCAGGAGAUGUCUAGGGACAUUGAGCGGUGUGAAACCCCCAAGCGGUUAACAGACCGGUCUACAAAUAGUCAGGUGGCUUCCAUUCCAAAGUUAAAGCUAACUAAACCUUUGCAUUCCAAUGUAGUUAUUCCACCUCCAAAAAUCAGACUAAAGCCCCAAAUUAGUGAUGGCCAAAGUGUUUCAGUCUAUAAGUCUGAGCUAAUAGAUCAGAUAAAUGUCAUGCAGACCAGCAGAGAGCCUGAGACUGACGCGUUUUACAUGGACAAUGCCACAGGUAGAAGUUUCCAAGACGUCUCUUUGGGAAGCUCUGGCGAGGACGAUGACUUUAAAGGUUUUCCACACAACAAUGAGGGACAUAAUUUAAACUUGCUUGUGAAUUAUCGGAAAAGGAAAGCCGAUUCGUCUAGCGCGUCCUUGUGCAGCAACGACAGCUUGGAGGAAUCCAAGUCGUCUUGCUUGGAAUUGAAUAGGAUGGAUUUUUGUGACAUUAUGCCCGGCGAUGACAUCUCAGUGUCGUCUUCUAAAGAUGAGCAGAAAAUUGUCCCGCCGCUAACGGUUAGGUUGCAUUCUAAAAGUGUAACAAACUGCAUUACUGUAGAAGGAAAGACUGUUUCAGUGGGGGACAUCGUAUGGGGGAAGGUCCAUGGCUUUCCUUGGUGGCCCGCACGUAUUUUGAGUAUUAAUGUGAACCAAAAGGAGAAUGGCGAUCCUUCAUGGCAGGAGGCAACCGUUUCAUGGUUUGGGUCUCCAACGACCUCCAGCUUGUCGGUUUCAAAACUGUCUUCUUUUUCUGAGUUUUUCAAACUGAGGUUCAACCGGAAGAAGAAAGGCGUGUAUCGGAAAGCUAUUGCCGAAGCUGCCAAGGCAACUAAUCAGCUGACUCCAGAAAUUAGGGAACUGUUAAUGCAGUGCGAAACGUAACCUUUAUUGCACAUCAGACAGCUGUUCCUCUAGAGUUUCACUGCGCCUAUAAACAUCCUGACAAACUCCCCUGGAGACUCUUGGGGUGGCUGCACUUCUGACAGCAAGAUGAGUUAUAUGGUCAUCUGUGAAGGACGGCCGUCACCUGGGCCUCGCAGCUGACGCACAGAAUUCUCAAGGACAUCAAACCACAAAUAAACCUGCUCUGUGUUUUUAAAUAGUAGUGAUGUAGUAAUGGCAAACAAACCACAAACUUAAUUUAUUAAAAUUUUUCUUUUCUUGUUUUAAAAACUACAAAAAAAAGAAGAAACUCCUUGCUGCUGCUUAGUUUACCGAGUAAUAGAGUAAAGCUACGAAACCUAACAUAACGAAACAGAAGUAUUUAAUCAAAGCCUAAAUAAAUAAAAAAAAAUACACUGUAGAAAUCUCACCAUAAGUAUCUAAAAGUUCUAAUGAAAUGUCUUCAGAAUGUCAUGAAUUGCACCUGUAUGGUUCUCUCUGCACAAAAUGUUUCUUUCUGAAAUCUCUACCAAAGGAAACUCUAGUUUCAACUAGUAUAAAGUAUUUAUUUAACAAA
Pseudophryne corroboree (corroboree frog) is the source of this 2344-nucleotide messenger RNA. It is a transcript of the gene PWWP2B, whose product is annotated as PWWP domain containing 2B. The record is from RefSeq and is a predicted model, not a curated record. Lineage: Eukaryota; Metazoa; Chordata; Amphibia; Anura; Myobatrachidae. Gene Ontology annotation, cellular component: nucleoplasm; nucleus. The transcript is spliced from 3 exons. Bases 1 to 1767 code for a protein of 588 amino acids.